This is a messenger RNA of Calidris pugnax (ruff), 1343 nucleotides long. RefSeq names its product family with sequence similarity 181 member A (gene FAM181A). Bases 191 to 1060 code for a protein of 289 amino acids. The transcript has 2 exons. NCBI's taxonomy places the organism in Eukaryota, Metazoa, Chordata, Aves, Charadriiformes, Scolopacidae. The record is from RefSeq and is a predicted model, not a curated record.
CACUGGCGGGCCCCGGCUGCCUCCGCCGAGGUUGGCGGUGUGUAACCUGCCUAACGAGAUUAGCGGGGAAGGGGCUCUUCUCCGCAGCGACGCCGCCAGCACCAGCCAGAAAAGCCGCCGUGUGCCGGGGUUUGUCCAGAGGCGGAUUAUAAACUUUUAAUGGGAAACUCCACGCGGCACAUCCAGUGAGAUGGCAUCGGACAGCGAGGUAAAAACCCUACUGAACUUCGUCAACCUGGCCUCCAGCGACAUCAAAGCGGCUCUGGAUAAGUCGGCUCCUUGUCGCCGGUCAGUUGACCACAGAAAAUACUUGCAGAAGCAGCUCAAGCGGUUUUCCCAGAAGUACUCACGGAUCCCGCGGUGCCACCCCGGCAAAGCCCCCGAGAGCGGCUGGCGCAGGGUGGUGGAGGACCGGGGCCGUGUCCCCCAGCCUGAGCUGCCCGACCCCAGCCCCCAUGGUGGGGCUGUCACCGAGAAGGUGCUGCGGACAGGCGAGGCGGAGGAGAGCCUCGCCAGGGAAGGGGUUUUGCAGGAGCAAAACCCCGAGGCCAGCAGGCCGGACCAGGUGCCCAUGAGGAAGCGACAGCUCCCCGCCUCCUUCUGGGAAGAGCCACGGCCAGCCCCGAGCCUGCCGGCCAGGGCCUUCCCUGCCGCCAUCGAGGGGCUCCCGGCCCCCAGAGACCCUCCUCCCUAUGAGGGGAAGAAAUGCAAACGGAGCUCAGACACUGCCAGCCCAGAGAGCCCCCCCGAGCCUGCCCCACAUGCCGGGGACAAGGACCCUGUUGGUGUCCUCUCGGGCCGGGUGGGUGCCUGGACCUGCUGCCCCUUCCCCUGCCCUGGGCCAGGGGUGUACCAGGCCCCGGGCACGCUGGCCCCAUCACCAUUCCCUGGGCUGGGGCUGUGGAGGAAGAGUGCGGCCGCGUUACCAGCUGAGGUGCCACACUUCUGCAAAGAGGCCGACGGCACGGGGCAGAAACUCUACCGGCCCGUGGUUUUGAAACCCAUCCCCACCAAGCCUGCCGUCCCCCCGCCGAUCUUCAAUGUUUUUGGCUAUCUUUAGCCCCCUGGGGUUGGGGGGGUAUCAGAGUCAUGGUGAACACGAGUGCUCCUGAGAGUGAAUUGCAACGCCCGGUUGGGCGCCGUGGGGGGAAGGAGGCCAGCCAUCGCACCCGCUUCCUCUUGGGUGGGCUGGAGAAAAUUAGUAACUGUCGGGAAGCUACUCAGGCUCUGCUCUCCGCUCCUCCACACGGGUGGAAAUUGGGAAUAAGCUUUAUGAAGCUGGUGGGACGGAGUGUGAGGCAAAGCAGGGCUCUUUCAUCGACGGGCAUUGUCUGAGCUGCAGC